AUGGAUUGGAUAAAGUCCAUUUCUCGCCCUCUCGAUUUUGAAAAGGUUCAAUUGGAAAUGUUCCAAAUUGCCAAGACGACACCCAGGGCAGGCGACUGGCUACUGAGCUCUCCCGAAUUUAAGAAAUGGAGGAAUGGAGAGUUGAGGAGGUUGUGGUGCCAUGGGAAUCCUGGCACAGGCAAAACUGUCCUCGCGUCUAUUGUCAUCGACUACCUCCGCAGUAAAUUCUCAUGCAAUGAUAAAACCGCCUGCAUCUAUGUCUACUUCGACUACAGGAGACAACAGUACCAAGGCCUUGGCAACAUACUCGCAAGCCUGUUAUUACAGCUAUUGCAGGUCCGCGAUGUGGUUUCUUCCGAUGUUCAAAAGCUUCACACCGCAUGGAAGAAAACAGGCGUGAGUCCUUGCGAGGAAGACUAUGUCAAGAUGCUAAAAUCCCAAAUGGCCGCAUUUGACGAGGUAUAUAUGGUUGUCGAUGCGUUGGACGAAUGUAGUGACGACGUACAGACAAACACCCUGUCGAACUUUCUGUCAGAUUGCAAGAAGCUCCCUCAGAAUGUGCAUAUUCUAUUCACUUCAAGAAAGUUCACCAAAUUCUCGGGCUUGAUAGAACCAAGCGACGACCUCGAAAUCAUUGCACACGACAGUGAUAUCAAAGCAUACCUUAACAAGUUCAUCGAUAGUCGAACCCGCUUGCACAGGUUAAUCGAAAACGGCCCACAAACAAAGUCAUCAUUUAGAGACAAGGUUAUAUCGACAAUUGUGGAAAAAUCACAAGGAAUGUUCCUCCUUGCCCACCUGCAUAUCGAAUCGUUAGCUCUGGCGCACGACCUCGCGGGGUUGAAAGACGGCCUUGAGAAGCUUCCUACAAAGCUGGAUGAAUUCUAUACCGAAGCUCUGAGGCGCAUUGGAACGCAGGCCGAGCCGGAUCGUGACAGGGCUUUCAAUGUCCUUACCUGGCUGGUGUUUUCUCAGAGACCGCUUGAAGUCGAAGAACUGACACACGCCCUUACAAUCAGGGAUGCCUCUGCCUAUUUCAAGUCCGGCAAAAGGACCUUGCCGAAAGCUUCGGAGACGCUUGGUAGUGAGGAAGCCCUAACAUCAGCCUGUGCGGGCCUCGUCGUGGUCGUCUCGGGUGGCAAUAAUAAGAAAAUCGUCCGUCUGGCGCAUACGACAGCUGAGAAAUACCUCCAAGACAAACGGCCCGACUUCCUCCUUCACAAUGCGCAGUCCAUGAUGGCAAACACCUGUCUCUACUGCCUCCUCAUGAUACCGACGAAAAAGCUGUCUGCAUCACAAGACGAGCUGAAAGAAAAUCACAAAGACUACCCUUUUCUCAGGUACGCAGCUAACUACUGGGGGACUCAUCUCUUCGAGUCGUCGGCACCGCCCGGAGAGCUGUAUAAGCUAGCUUGGGCUGUCGUGUCCAACAAGCCAAAAUUGAAUGCCACACUGCGGAUCAUGGCCGACCCUUUUCUCUCAUACGAAACCAAUGUCUCCGACCUACACAUAGCCGCAUACUAUGGGCUGGUGGAGUUGGUUGCGAAGGCAAUGACGAAGCACAAAGACAUCGAUAUCAACGCGCAAACUAAACGCCAAGAGACUCCCCUCCACUGGGCGACUGCUCACCGUCAGUGGGAUUUCAUGGCGUUUCUGAUAGAUAGAGGCGCAGAUCUAAACAUGCCCAACGCGGACAAGAGAACAGCCUUGCACAGAGCAGUUAUGAUGGAUGAUAAGGUUGCCGUUGAGAUUCUGUUGUCAUCCAAGCGUGUCAAUCUCGAACUGCAGGACUGUGCAGGUUACACGUGUCUGAGAUGGGCCGCAAAGUACGGACAGGUGGAUAUGGUAAAUAUGCUGUUGAAAGCCAAGGCAGAAGUGGAUGCUCAUGAUGAGCACGGAUAUACGGCUCUUCGCUGGGCAGCGCACGAGGGUGACAGGGCCAUCAUCAAGACCCUUGUUCGGCACAAAGCAUCGCUCGAGGCGCAGAACGGAGGAGACAACUGGACGCUUCUCCGGUGGGCGGCACAAGAUGGACAAGACGAAAUCAUCAGAUUCCUGGCGAAGAGGAAAAUCGACCUGAACGUGACCGAUGACGAAGGCCGGACAGCUCUGAGAUGGGCUGUAGACUACCACCGGGCGAAAGCGGCAUGGAUGCUGAUACAGUGUCGCGCAGACGUCGGCAAGCCGGACAACGAGGGGAAACAGCCAUUGCACGCCGUGGUUGAAAAUUGCUGUACCUCAAGUGAUAGCAACAGCAAAAAAAGCUUUCUAAAUAUCCUCUGGCUUCUCCUGCAGAGUCGUGUCGACGUCAACGCCCGCACCAGGAAUCCCUGCCUGACACCGCUUCACAUGGCCGCUUCGGGGGGCUGCAACCCGGCAGUCUGGGUUCUCCUCGAAAACGGAGCUGAUCCGAGGCGUGUUGAUGCCAACGAACGCACCGCUUUGCACUACGCUGUCGGAGGUGGGCACCUCGAGACAUGUCAAGCCUUGAUUGGAAAGGCCGAUGACCUGAUCCGCGCCGUUGAUCACGAGAGGCGGACGGCGCUGCACUGGGCGGUAUCUACGAGUAACCUCCAACUAGUCCAGAUGCUAUUGGGCCACCAAGCCCCUGUCGACGCGCAGGACAGCAACGGACAGACCCCUCUACACAUUGCAGCGUCCCUGGACCACGCUCUUAUCGUCCAGACGCUCUUGGACCAUGGGGCACGCAUCAAUGUCCAGGACGGUGAGGGGAAGACGCCUCUUCAUCUCGCAGCAGCUUUGGGCAGCGCUGUCGUGAUCGAGGAGCUUUUGGACCAUGGGGUUCCGAUCGACUUGCGGGAUAACAAGACGCAAACGCCACUCCAUUUGGCGAUAUUACAGCAGCGUGAGGAUAUCGUAGACUGUUUGGUAGCAAGAGGUGCCGACUUGCAGUUCCGAAACGCUGAGAGAUUGACGGCAGUCGACCUGGCGAUUUCCUCAGGCAACACUCGCAUCGUUGAGUUAAUUCAUCAGGCCGCCGGAUUAGGCAUGAGACUGAGGCGUGAGGAAAACAUGCCACACGAGGAGCCUACGGUGCAGAGGACUUGGGAUAGGAGAUUUGCAGCAUCGGUCGAGGAUGAGUAG
Colletotrichum truncatum is the source of this 3105-nucleotide messenger RNA. RefSeq lists its product as uncharacterized. NCBI's taxonomy places the organism in Eukaryota, Fungi, Ascomycota, Sordariomycetes, Glomerellales, Glomerellaceae. Gene Ontology annotation, molecular function: protein binding. The record is from RefSeq and is a predicted model, not a curated record.